Molecule: messenger RNA, 8388 nt
Organism: Varanus komodoensis (Komodo dragon)
Lineage: Eukaryota; Metazoa; Chordata; Lepidosauria; Squamata; Varanidae
Gene: RP1
Product: RP1 axonemal microtubule associated
Exons: 58
Coding region: 1-8388 (2795 amino acids)
Biological process (GO): intracellular signal transduction
Molecular function (GO): protein binding
Source: RefSeq, a predicted model, not a curated record
AUGAGUAAAACACCUUCAACCAACUACUCAGUGAAUCAGCCCCACACUUCAGAGACUGAACAAUCAUUGUCUGCGCACCCCUUCAAUGUCACUGAACCUGUUACGGCAAAACGGAUCUGCUUUUAUAAGAGUGGAGACUCUCAAUUUAAUGGGGUCAAAAUGGUUGUCAGCAGCCGCUCUUUCAAGUCAUUUGAUGCUUUGCUUGACAACUUGUCGAAAAAAGUACCAUUGCCUUUUGGCGUGAGGAAUAUCACUACACCACGAGGGAUACACAGCAUCAAUAAUCUGGAAGACCUUGAAGAUGGGAAGUCAUAUAUUUGUUCCCAACAGAAGAAAAUCAAGCCCAUUGAUUUGGAGAUGGCCAGUAGAAAGCCUUUGCCAUGGCAGAUUAGCAGGCCCCUCAGUGCUCGCCGUAGGGCUGUACAAUUAGCUAGAGGGAGUGAAGGCAGUGUGUUCCAGCGAGGCAGUACCCAGAGAUUAAGCAACCCGAAAAAACUGCUUGUUUUCAGAAAUGGGAAUGUAAGAAUCCGGCAUGCAAUUGUCUUGACCAAGAAGAACACACAAAACUUUGAGGCCUUACUGGACCACAUCAGUGAGCUAAUGCAGUAUCCAGUUCUGAAAUUACAUACCACUGAUGGGAGAAAGAUUUCCAGCCUUCAGGCGCUGGUACUAUGUUCUGGAGCUGUUGUGGCAGCGGGAAGAGAACCUUUUAAAGCAGGAAACUAUGAUCCCUAUAGGUAUUCUCUUCCUGGUAAACUGCCUGGGGUCUCCAAUCGUGUUUACCCCAGAUCAAAUGCCAAGACAGAGGGCAGAAAAACAAGCAAAUGGAAGGUAACAGUUUUGACGAGUGACCAGCCAUCUGCAGGUACCAGCUCUCAAGUUUAUAUUACAUUAUAUGGGAAUCGAUGUAAUUCUGGAGCUAUCUUUCUAUAUGGAGAGGAGAAGAAGGUGUUUGAAAGAGGAAGCACAGAUACCUUUAUAAUCUGCACAGAAGACAUAGGUGAUACCUACAAAAUACGGAUAGGGCACAAUAACUCUGGGGAAACCCCUGCCUGGCACUGCAAAGAGGUGCAAUUACACAAUCUUGUAACAGGGGAACAGUUCAGUUUCCCUGUUGAUAGAUGGCUGGCACGAAACCAGGAUGAUGGUGAUAUCUGUCAGGAACUUCCUGUUUCAUACCAGGGACAGCCCCUUCAUCCAGUGACAGUGUAUGAAAUACAUGUGGUAACUGGUGAUCUAUGGGAUGCUGGAACAGAAGCUGAUGUCUACAUUGUUAUAUAUGGCGAUAAAGGUGACACAGGAUCCCGGCAGCUCCUUAGGUCAAAGAAACCUAGGAAAUAUGCAAAAGGACAGACUGAUAUCUUCACACUUGAAGCUGUGCACCUUGGAAAUUUACAUAAGAUUGUUGUAGGGCACAGUGGACUUGGCGCAGGAAAUGGGUGGUUUCUGGAGAAGAUUAUAGUCAAGGAUCCUGUCACUGACUUGGAUUAUAGCUUCAUAUGUCACAGGUGGCUUGAUCAAGGAGAAGAUGAUGGCAAGAUGGUCAGAGAACUUUAUGUUACUGAUAACCACACCUUUGCAGGUAGACAAGAACUGGAAACCAAAAGAAUGGAAAUGUGGGCAGCAGAAAAGUGGAAAUUUCAGAGUGGCAAUACACUUCAGUUUUACAACAAGGUGACCCAUGGUUUUGUACGCCUCAGCCAAGAUGGAAUUGUAGAUGCCCUUGGUGAAAAGAAAGACAAGCAUGGUCUUUUUGAUGUGGCUGUCAAGAAAGAAAACACAUGUGUAUUUAAAUGCCAUCUGAUGCCAUAUCUUGCCCUUGCUCUUUCUCAUGGCUCUGUCACUGCAAUGGACCACAGCGAUAUCCACUGUGAGCUGUGCGUUCAUGUUCAACCAAAUCGCUGCACAGUGCUGGAAUCUGUCCAGAACCCUGGCCAGACUAUUACUUUCAACCUGCAAGGCACAGUAGCUGAUGAUACCACAGGUUAUGCUGGACUAACAAAGGAGUUUAUUGUUCAUGUUAAGGGAGUGUUCCACAAUGGUGCCAUAAUUUUGCUCACUACUAGCUACUGCCAGUCUCUGUGCCUGAGGUCUGAUGGGAGCUGCAGUGGAGCAGGAAAUCAAUCUGAUGACUCUUACUGGAGAGUACAUAAAAUCAGCUCUGGAGUUUGCAUGUUUGAAAGUGUAAAACACCCAAGAAUGUAUUUGAGGAUCAAGGAUGGCCAGUGUAAUGGAACAGGCACAGGAGGUAUAGACUGCCAUUUUAAAGUGGAGAAGAAUUUAGAAAGUGGAUCUGUAAGUCUGGAAUCUGCACGAAAUAGAGGGAUAUAUGUUGGCCUUCUGCCUAAUGGUCAGGCCAAACCAGUUGUUCAUACUGGAGAAAGCAACGUUUUGUUCUACCCACAAGUUGUCAAAUUUGGCAGAGAAAAGCCUAUGGGAACAUCUGCAACUCCUCCACAGCAGAAAGAAGUCAAAGAAUUCAAGCAGCAACAAGUAGGAAUUGAGAAUCGAAGAGCCUACCAUCAACCAAAUUCUCCUGUCUCAGAUGAUAAAUGGAAAGUGUCAGUACUGACGGGAGAUUCAGGAACCCAAGCAAAUGUCACCCUCUGGAUAUAUGGAGACAAAGGGAUUGCUGGACCAAUAACUCUUGGCAAGGACAAAAGAGAACAGCUGUUUCUACCCAGGACUGAAGAUGUAUUUCAGGUUGAAAUUAAUAAUAUUGGAAACAUUUACAAAAUCAGAAUAGGUCAUGAUGGAAUAAGCAAACAGCCAGAAUGGAUGUUAGAAAAGGUGACACUACAACACCUAAAGAGUGGAAAAAUUCUGAAUUUUCCAGCAAACAAGUGGUUGUCAAGGAGUCAGGGAAAUGGAGAUACUCUGUGUGAACUUCCAGUAAUGCAUAAAGGAAGACAACUGUAUCCAAUCGUGAAUUACCAGGUUUAUGUGUACACGGGGCAUUUGGAGCAAGCUGGAACAGAUUCAUCUGUGUAUUUGUGCAUAUAUGGAAAAAGAGGAGAUUCUGGUCUAAGACUUCUUCACAAAUCUGACAAACCCAAAAAAUUUCAGAAAGGAAUGGCUGAUCUGUUUGAAAUACAAGCUGUGUCACUUGGAAAUCUACAAAAGGUGUUGCUGUGCUGCAAGGCCUAUAACAAGUCACAGAAUUGGUACUGUGAGAAAAUAAUCAUCAGAGAACCUGAGAAAAACUCAGAAUAUAUUUUCAUCUGUGAAAGAUGGCUGCCAUUUAUGUCCCAAGGCAAAAUUCAUUCGGAAGUAGAGCUCUUCUGUCAAGAAAUGCAAAUAAACAAUCAGCUGAAAAUGCAAGAAGAAGAACAUGGAGAAGAUUGGAAAAUCACUAUAGUCACUGGAGCUUUUGAAACAGCUGGCACAACAGCAACCGUGUCCCUUUAUGUUUAUGGAGAAAACAAAGCUUCAGGUCCUCUUAUACUGGGAUCUGGGGAGCACCAGCUGUUUAAUCCCAACAGCACAGAUACAUUUAAGAUUAAUCUAAAAGAUGUUGGGGAGCUAUAUAAAAUCCGGAUUGGCCAUGACAACAGUGGACCAGAUCCCAGUUGGUACCUCAAUGAAAUUAGACUUCAAAGAAUGAACUCACCAGAAGAGCUAGAGAUGUGUUUUCCCAUGGGCUGCUGGCUAUCUGAAGACCGAGAUGAUGGAGAUACCUGGAGAGAAAUACCAAUAAGUAGAUCUAAAAAUGCACUUCUACCAUUGAUCUUCUAUGAGAUCAGAGUAUACACUGGGUCAAUUUCUGGAGCAGAAACUAAUUCUAAUGUGUAUAUCACCCUGUUUGGAAGCAGAGGGAAUUCUGGAUAUCGGAAACUUCUAAAGUCAAGGACCAAUAAAGUCAAAUUUCAGCGUGGUCAGACUGAUGUGUUCUCCAUGAAGGCUGUAUCUCUUGGUGCUCUGAAUAAAAUUCUCAUUAGCCAUGAUGGAACUGGUCCAGGAAGUGGAUGGUUUCUUGAAAAGAUUGUCAUCAGAUACCAGGAGGGAGAAGAUGAAGAAGUUGUAUUUCCCUGUAAUCGUUGGCUGGAUAAAUAUCAAGAUGAUGGAAAGACAGAGAGAGAACUAAUUGCCAGAAAAAACAGGAACGUAUCUACAACAUAUACUAGAGGACAGUGGAGAGUGCUGGUUAAGACUGCUCAAGAUUCCCCUGAGCCCCGGGAGGAUAAGAGAAUCCUUGUGAUUUAUGGCUCAAAGGGCAAAAGUGAUGAUCUUCUUCUUUCUUCACAAAGCUUGAGAUCUGUGUGUUUUCAACCAGGAGCAACUGAUGAAUUCCUUGUUGAUUCUAGAGUUGUUGGAGAUGUAUACAAGAUUCGGGUCAACUGUGAUGAUUUGCCAGACUUUGAGGGCUGGCAUUUGAAAUCUAUUUUGAUGGAAGAGCUACACACUAAUCAAGAGGUGAACUUUGACUGUAACUGCUGGUUCUCUCAUAGCCAAGAGCACCAAGACCUGGUGAAAGAAUUCCCUACACUGCAUGAAAACCAGAAACCUUUACCAGUGCAUAAAUAUGUCAUCUCUGUACACACCGGAGAUCUCUGGGGUGCUGAAACCUUUGCAAACCUUUAUAUAACAGUUUAUGGUGAAAGAGGAGACACAGGUGUGAGGAAACUGCAACGUUCUAUCACUUCAGGAGAAACAUUUCAAAGGAACAAGGUGGAUUCCUUUUUAAUGGAGGCUGUCUCACUGAGCCACUUGAAAAAAAUAGUAAUAGGACAUGAUGGAGAAGGAUAUGGAGCGGGAAUAUACUUGAAGAUGAUAACAAUUAAGAAGUCAGAAAACUCAGAUAAAGAAUGGAUCUUUCCAUGCUGGAACUGGCUGGAUACUCAUUUAGGACUCUGUGACACUGUCUGUGAAAUUGAAACAAUUGGUAAAACAUUGACCUCUUCUUCAAAACACCCUCAAUUCAACAAAAACUCUUCAGGUUUAUGGAUAAUGGAUAUUAUUGGAUCUGAUAUGAGUGCUGAAUUUGAUCCUAUACACCUUACCUUUACUUUUUAUGGAGAACAAGAUCGCAAAGAGUUGCCACUUCAGCUUUCAGAAAAGGCCACACAAAUCAAAGAUGAGCUGAAAAACAUUGGCUCUCUUUACAAGAUUCAGGUAUCUGGUCUACAUUCUCAGUUAAAAGAACCCUGGCAUUUGACCAUGUUGCAUAUGAAGCAUAUAAGCACCAACCAGGAGAUGUGGCUAAAUUUUGACUGUUGGUUCAAACCCAAUGAAGAGAAGUGUGUUGAACUGCCUGCAAUCUGUUCUGACCAGGAUCCUUUGCCUGUUGUUGAAUAUUCUGUCCAUCUGUAUACUGGAGACAAAAAGAAAACUGAUGCCAGUGGAGAUGCUUAUCUUUGCAUUCAAGGGGACAGGAGUGACUCUGGGAAACGAUGGCUUAACAAUUAUAAAAAAGGUCCAAUCACGUUUAGUAAAGGAGAGGUGAAUGUUUUCAAAAUCAAAGCAGUGCACCUUGGGAAGUUGAACCACGUCCGUGUAGGAUUUAAAAGUUUGAAUAAAGAUGAUUGGUUCCUAGAAAAGAUUGUAAUAAAAGAAGGAAAUUAUCCUUUUAGCACAUAUACCUUUGUUCACAAUAACUGGAUCAGUAAACAUUCAACUAAAGAUUUUGCAGAAUUACAAGUUCCACUGAAAGAAAUGACUGCAACAUUUGGUCCAAUUAAAGAUUUUGAUGCUAGAAGCCAAGGAAGAUGGAAAAUGUGGGUGGCCUGCACCCAUGUUCCAGAAAAAAUGUCUGAUAUAAAAGUGGUGCUGUAUGGAACAAGUGGAAUAUCCGUUGCACAGACAGUUCAGAAUUUAAAAAACGAACCAUUUCUGUUGACCAUUGGUGAUAUUGGAAGGAUAACAAAGAUUUCUUUUAUAUUAUCAAAUCUAAGCAUGAAUAGAGGACUUAAACUUCACAAGCUCCGGAUGAAAGAUAUGGAUACCAAAGAAGAGCUGGGCUUUCACCCUUUAAACCGAUGGCUUUUUGAAGAAAAUGGUGCAGAGGCAGUGACAGAAUUUGCAGCAGUCAGACCAGAUGAAAUGCCACUUAAGGAGGUUAUUUACUCAAUCAGUGUCCACACAGGAACAUUACCUGCAUCAGAAACAGAUGCACAGAUCUUCAUUACAAUUUUUGGGGAGAAUGGAGACUCUUCCAAAAGAAGACUUAGAAAUUCAAAAUCAUGUGCACAGUUUGAGAAGGGUCAGAUGAGUACCUUCAUUGUCCGGGCAAUAGAUCUUGGGUUAUUAAGCAAAGUGAUAGUGGAACACAAUAAAUCUGGUUAUGGAGCUGGUUGGUACCUUGAACAAGUCACAAUAAAAGAAUUAGAGAAGAAUGAUGCCGGUUAUGUAUUCUCAUGCCAGCAAUGGUUGGACAGUGGAGUUGGUGAUGGAAAAAUGAAGCAAGAGUUACAGCUUCUUGGAAAAGUCAGGAAAGAGACUAUGCCAGAAAAUGUUCAUGGGAUUUGGGAUGUCACCAUUGUACCUAGAUGCAUUUCUGUGAACCUAACAUUAACUUUGACGGUUUGUGAUGACAAAGGUUCAUCUGCUUCAGUCUUAAUUUCCAAAGGAUCAUUUAAGAGUGCUGAGGCUUAUCAUGCAUCACUGCAACUAGAUAAAAAGUUUAGUAAGAUAUACAAAGUUCGCUUGGAAGUUGAAGAUACAGAUGGAGAAACAUGGUGUUGCCGUGAGGUCAAGCUUCAGAAUAGAACAAGUAAAGAAAUUCUAGAAUUCCCAUGCCUCCAGGAUUUUUCAGAAGGUGAAGGAUGCACAGUGGCUGAAUUUCCCAUUCUCACCGCUGGCAGCCAGUUUUUAUCAGUUAAGCCUUACACUUUGUACAUCUCUACGGGCUCAUCCCCAAAGUCAGGAACAGAUUCAGAUGUGUAUGUCACUUUGAAAGGAUCGAUAGGAGACACUGGCAGGAGGAAAUUGCCUAGGAAUGGGGAGGACAGUUUUGCCAAGGGGAAGGUGGAUGUUUUCCAAGUCAAAGCAGUAGAUAUUGGGACUCUGCAUGAACUUCUUGUGGAAAAAGGAAAGGGUUCUGACUGGCACCUCGAAAAGAUUAUUGUGAAAGAGCCAAAGUUUCCAGGAAAAGAGACACUGUUUAUUGCUCAGACAUGGCUAAAAGACAAGACUGAUAGGAAACAAUACACCUCAGUAGCUCUGAAUGUUACAGAAAUUCAAGAAAGGAAAAUUGAAGUUGACUCACUGUUGCAGAGACAACAAAUGAAAUCAGAAGGUUCAUGGAAGAUUUAUUUCACAAAGUGUCGUGAAGAUUCAGCAAAAGAAUCUGAAAAGUCUUGGGAAAACAUUUCUAAACUGAUUAUGGUGUUUUAUGGAAAAAAUGGCAAAUCUGAACCAAUUUCUUUGAAGAGCAAAGUAGCUGAUCAAGCUGAGGACAAUAUAACAUUUGAUGUGCAUUUCCCAUCUGAUCUGGGAAUGCUGUAUAAAGUGAAUCUUGGGGUUCAUCACUUGGGAGAAAGCAUAUUCCAGUUGUUUCAUCACUGUAAAAUGCAGAACACAGUAACCCUGGAUACCUUUAGUUUGUCUAUAAAUAAAACGCUUCCUCUUCUUAAUGGAGACCGAUGGAUCGAGUUCCCUGUUGAGUGGCCAUUAAGGGAAGCACUUUCAGUGGUUACAUAUGAUGUAAAAGUAUUUUGCAAUGAACCUUUGAGCAACAUAAACUUGGUUCAUUUGUCUCUGUGCGUAUAUGGAACCAAUGGAGACACUGAAGACAGAGUACUUUUACUGUCAUUACCUUCUACAACUCAGCAAGAUGAUGCGGUAAAUUCAUUUACAGGUCAGAUUGAUGCUGUGGACCUGGGAGUGCUGCACAAAGUUACACUCCUCAUUGGAAGCAAAUCAUCCUGCAGAGUGGGAAUUAAAGCACUGCACUUGAAUGAAGCUUCAAAGCAAGGACCUGUCUAUAUAUUUGAAGUGAAUGAAAUAUUCCUGCUGAAUCCCAGUGAACCUGAAAUAAGGCGAGAACUCUCUUUGAUUAACAAGGAAGAUGGUGGACCAGAAAAUCUGAUAGAAUAUAUAAUUAAAGUAUACACAGGUGACAAAAGAGGUGCAGGGACUGAUGCCAAUGUCCAUAUCAUUUUGUUUGGAGACAAGGAUACGUCACAGUUAAUUCAGCUCAAGACUUCACUGGAUCAUCAAGAUCCCUUUGAAAGAGGAAGGACUGACACAUUCGAAGUUAGGACAAAGAAUAUUGGAAGACUGCAGAAAAUUGAAAUUGGACAUGAUGGCAAAGGAUUUGGAAGUGGCUGGUUUCUGGAAAAAGUAGAAAUCACAGAUGUGUUUGCAAAAGAACAGUACUGCUUCAGUUGCAACCGGUGGCUGGCAAAAGAUGACAAUGAUGGACGCACAGUAGUUCAGCUUUUCAUGUAA